Cydia amplana is the source of this 786-nucleotide messenger RNA. RefSeq names its product keratin-associated protein 19-2-like. The record is from RefSeq and is a predicted model, not a curated record. Bases 100 to 750 code for a protein of 216 amino acids. The transcript has 6 exons. Lineage: Eukaryota; Metazoa; Arthropoda; Insecta; Lepidoptera; Tortricidae.
CUGCCGCGCCGACGGUAUGAUAUAAAGACCCGAGAUGCGUGGAGACACAUCAAAGCAGUGAUACAGAACGAAGCGUGCGGAUUACUGUUGCGAUUUAACAUGAAUUAUUUGAACAUAAUUUUAAUAUCAUGCUCACUGGCCGUAGCAGUGACGCAGGGGCUAGAAGAUAGCAACACGGAUGGACAGAGACGGAGCACCGGUGGCUACGGUCUGCUGAGACCCGGCUACGGCAAUCCUGGCUACGGCGGAGGAUAUAAUAGCGGCUACGGCGGUGGUUACGGAGGUGGCUACGGCGGAGGCUACGGCAGUGGUUACGGCGGCGGCUACGGAGGAGGAUAUCAACCCGGCUACGGCGGCUACCAACCCGGUUAUGGCCAAGGAGGGUACCCCGGUGGUUACCCUGGCGGCGGCUAUCCGGGUAACCAAGGAGGAUUUGGAGGCGGAUAUCCUGGGUAUCCCGGUGCAGGGUACCCGGGACCCGGGUAUUCAGGAUACGGCGGGUACCCCGGUUUCGGAGGGUACCGUCCAAACUACCGGCCGAACUACCCUCAAAACAACUACGGCUACCAGGGCUACAACCAGUGGAGGCCUAGCUACAAUCAAUACAGACCGGGCUUCGACCGACAAUAUCCCGGUAACACUGGCAACUACCUCGGUGGCUACGAUGGCUUCAACGACAACUUCAGGCUGGUGGGAAGGAAAGUGGGCGAGGACAAGAAGACCAGCUCCGAAGAGAAGUUCACGGUGUAAUCUCACUCAUUUUGUUGUUCAUUAAAUUAUUUUUUA